Dimorphilus gyrociliatus is the source of this 3083-nucleotide messenger RNA. The record is from the annotation of a GenBank genome assembly. Lineage: Eukaryota; Metazoa; Annelida; Polychaeta; Dinophilidae.
AAUUUGCGGACUAUGAACAUAUGGAGGAAUUAGGAUACAUUCUAAAUUGUGUAUGAAGAAUAUUGGUGGAUUAAUAAUCAGAUAGAAUGAGAAACUUGUUGCAUUUGAAACGUUGAUAAUUCUUGAAUUAAAGUAAUAGAGAUUAAAAUAAGAAACAAUAGCAUCAAGAUGAUUAAGAAUUGUAUAUGAAACGAGAUUGAUUUGUUGUGGAAUUAUCGCUCAGGGCACCUCCGACCGAUGGUCAGGUGACAUAUCGCAAGAAACAAUUUAAAAAGUGAAUUUCUUCCCUAAUAACUAUGAUUACGCCACGAUUCAUAAUCCUUUCUAUUAUUUGCCUAUUAUGUGCAUUAUUUCAUAAUUAUAUAAUAUGGAUAGUAACAAAUCUUCUUCAUAUUGUUACAUUUAUGACAAUAUUCUCAUUGGGUGUGAUUCUUGCACUCUGGGUAAAAAACAUUGUUAGUUCAGGAGAUUUACAAAAGAAACAAGUCAUUGUCUCACGUAAAAUAGACGAUAUAUUAAAUGAUUUAUUCGAUUUAAUAUGCCAAGAUUUCAUUCUAAAUUGGUAUUCGGAUUUGGCUAAGGAUAGUGCAAAAUUUUCAAGUAUUGUACAAUACAAUCUUUGGUUGGUAUUUGAAAGAUUUUAUAGGAAAUUGGAGAAAUUAGACGUUGUAACUUUCCUCACCCAAGAUUUCGUUAAUACCCUAUUAGUACAUUUUGCGGAUUCUCGUGUUGCAAACAAAAAAUCUAAAGAAUAUAAUGGAGAGAAAUUCGAACUACACUCAUGGCUGGAAAAUGAUGAGACAGAAACAACGUUGCUUAGGAAUAUAGCUCACGUAUUACUUUAUCAGCUACUUCCUGAAGAGCAUUAUGACUUGAAACCACUUCGUUAUUUAUUAAGAGAAAUAGUAACGGUUAAUGUGCUAAAAUCAUCUGUUGAUUAUCUGUGCGAUCCUCACGUUAUUAAUUCAUUCUUAUUAUCUUGGUUGAAGCAUAGAAAAAAUAUUCAUUUUAAACAUACACGCUAUUUUUCAUACGCCGCAACAUAUGAGGAAUUUUAUACAAUUAUUGAGAAGUGCGAAGAUCUAGAACAAUUAAAAUAUCUUCGUUAUAAGAUAAUGACAGAAAUAAUGGAUGUAACUGCCAUAAUAAACAUUCAAAAACAUCAAGGUGUCGAUACACAUGACGAUGCCCUACCUCGUACGAAAAGUAAAGGUGAUUUAUUAAGAUCAAGGAAUUUACCUAGAUACCUGAAUCAGUUAGGUGUUGCUAAGUCACAAUGUGAAAAGAAGAUUUUCUCGCUUGGAGGUAAGGAUUACGUUCGUAGGGAAAAGAAUGCUGCCAAAAAUGAAGUGACGGUUUUGCCCUUCGAUAAGAUAAUGAAAACAAAUUCGGCUCGUCAAUGUUUUAUAAAUUAUUUAGAGAAUGAGGCUGCUAAUCAUAACGCUCCUGUUCUCGUCUCUUUCUGGGCAGCUAUACAAAAUAUGAGUUUAUCCUCUAAAAAGAAUUGGCAUGUAAUGGGCACGGAAAUUUAUACUCAGUUCGUAUCGUCAUCAAAUUCCCCAAUUAGAAUGCUUUUAGAUAGAUCUUGUCUAAAACAAAUGCAAGCGUUUCUAACGGGCGAUCACACUGCAGAUGCUUUUUUCAAAGCUCAGAACGAAAUCUUUAUAUACUUGAAUAGAAAACACUAUUUAUCAUUUAUAGUAAGCGAUGAUUAUCAUCAAUACGUUGAUGAUAAAAACGAGAGCGUUUUAGAACGGUCAAUAAGAGUUUCGAAUUCCGAAGAACUAAUAGAUAGUAUAAGAAUAGCUGAACAUACGUCAAAUGCUCAGAGAAGAUUGCAAGAGAUUAAGGAAAAGAUAUCGAACAAAACUGAGGCAUUGAAGGCACUUUCCUCAAUUCAGCAUACUAAUGAGACAAGGAUGAAGAAGAUAAUUGAUAAUUUACAUACUGAGACUAAAGAAUUAAAAGAAGAAGAAAAGAGAUUAGAACUUCAUUUAGAAAGAAUUGAUUUAUGGAUAGAUAACUUUGAAAAUUUUAAAGCUCAAGUUUACAAUGUCGAGGUUAUCGUUGAGGAUAAUAAACAAUUAAUAUGGGCUUAUAUAUCAAUUAAUGUCAUGGAAGGUAAAGAUUCUAGAGGAUGGGUUAUAGGUAGGACACUUGAAGAUUUUAAAGCUUUCUACGAUCAAAUAAAAUUGUUAUAUCCUAAUCAUAAAAUUUGUAAAGAGACUAAACAAUCCGCCUUUCAAAUGGCAAAAAGUAAAUUUCGCCUGAAUAAAAUUGAUGACAAAGCUUUAGAAUCAAAAAAGAAUGAGCUAAAUGAAAUUUUGCAAAAUGUUGUUGGAGAUAAACAUUUGGCAUUGAGCGAAAUAUCAUUAGCCUUUUUCUCUCAGACGCCGGAACUUUUAAGGGGGGAUUCAAACAUUAGAGAAACGGAAAAUAAAUUCUCCUUGGCUAAAUUAUUCAACAGUUUUCAAAUUAAUCGAACUGAAUACGACGAAGACGAAGACGAUAUUAAUGAUGAAUUAUUCUGCGAUAAUCCAGAUAGUCACAAUAGUGAUAAAGAAGAUUACGGAAAAGAUUGGAUUGCGCAACCUAUGUACAGUCUCAUAGCCGAAGUGUUUGAGUUAUCUGGCGUUUCUAAAUGGCUUAGAAGAACCCUUAUAUCGUUUGUUCAAAUAACCUUUGGAAGAUCAAUAAACAAGCAAUUAAGAGAAACAAUUAAAUGGCUGUACAGCGAAGAUAUGGUACUAUAUUAUCUAUUAACGUUCAAAGAAGCUCUCUGGCCAGAUGGAGAAUUAAUAACUGCGUCUGCUCCGUGCAGUAAUGAGGAAAAAUUAGCCAUAAGGAAUAAAUUGAAAUAUAUGCUUUUAAAAAAUAUUCCAGAUGUGGCUAAAAACCUUAUUGGACCUGAUAAUGCUCAGAAAGGAUUGGUAAAAAUUUUUGAAUUAUUGCAGGAUGUGAAACUAAACAAGCACUUAUUCUACACUAUGAUUGAAAUAUUACUGAGGAAGCUGUUCCCUGAUGUGUUCCGUCUUAGAUCUAGCCAGCGCCUACCUAUACCUACUACAUUCGAAGAAUAUUAA